UUAAACGUUGAUUGCAAAAAAUACUAUCCACUUCUGCGAUGCAACAGCAAUAAUUAAAAUAAAGACAUAUUGUAUGAAUAAACUUAACUGAUUUUUUUUAAUUCUCAUCAAAUACAAAAUUACCUGUUGGUAUUAUCAGUUUUCAAAAUGUCGCAGGAUGAACCAAGCAAUGUCAAUGUAAAUGAUUUACAAGACCUUAAGGAUCGUAUGAAACUAAUAGUUGAGGCAGAUCCUAAGCAAUAUCACAACGACUUUUCAUUGAAGAGAUACUUACGGGCUUUCAAAAAUGUAGACUCUGCUUUUCAAGCUAUUUUAAAAACAAACAAAUGGCGAGACCAAUAUGGAGUAAGCACGCUAGGGGAUUCAGAUGCUAUAAAAAUACAUGGAAAUAAAGCGCGAGUUUUACGUCACCGUGACUGCAUUGGUCGUCCCGUCAUUUAUAUACCCGCGAAAAAUCACAACUCAAACGACCGUGACAUUGACGAAUUGACCAAGUUCAUAGUAUACUGCUUGGAAGAAGCAUGUAAAAAAUGCUUUGAGGAAGUCGUAGAUAGUUUAUGCAUUGUUUUCGAUUUAUCCGGGUUCAGUACUGCAUGUAUGGAUUAUCAGUUGGUGAAAAAUUUGAUAUGGCUGCUAAGCAAACAUUACCCUGAGCGUUUAGGUGUAUGUUUGAUUAUAAACGCACCUGGUAUAUUUUCUACCAUAUGGCCAGUUAUAAGACAGUGGCUCGAUGAAAAUACAGCAAAGAAAGUAGUUUUUGUGGAUAAUGAGAUUGAUUUGUGCAAACAUUUAAUACCAGAUAUCUUACCCACUGAUAUGUAAUCCAGAUUACAGUUUGCAAAAAUGUAACAUACGGACAUAAUGAAAGUACCUCCAAAACGAUUUAUGUAUUAUGAAACAAACAUACAAAUUUUAAACAACAUUAAAACAUUAAUCCAGUGUAAUUGUAUAUGUAAACCUUAGUAGAUAAAUAAUCCCAAUGAUUUAUAGUAUUUGUGCAGUUAGAAAUAGAAAUCACAUAUGUAUAUACAUACAUACAUACACAUAUUGUGGGUGCAACAUCUAUCAACUGUUAUGUUUAUGAACAUUCAACUGUCAAAUAAUUAAUUAAUAAACAAUGGUUAUGAGUGUUAUAAA
Molecule: messenger RNA, 1137 nt
Organism: Bactrocera latifrons
Lineage: Eukaryota; Metazoa; Arthropoda; Insecta; Diptera; Tephritidae
Product: phosphatidylinositol transfer protein CSR1
Exons: 2
Coding region: 148-822 (224 amino acids)
Source: RefSeq, a predicted model, not a curated record